This is a messenger RNA of Trifolium pratense (red clover), 2223 nucleotides long. RefSeq lists its product as uncharacterized. The transcript has 4 exons. The record is from RefSeq and is a predicted model, not a curated record. NCBI's taxonomy places the organism in Eukaryota, Viridiplantae, Streptophyta, Magnoliopsida, Fabales, Fabaceae. The coding region runs from base 194 to 1531 and encodes 445 amino acids.
AGUAUUGCAUUCCCCAAAAGGAAAGGAAAGGGACAAUAAAUGCCCAAUUUCCUACUCCACCAACUUUCAAACUAAUUCUGCUUCAUUAUUCAGCAAUCUCAAUACCAAAAUGGAAAAUAAUCACUUCAAUAUUCCCAUUCAUAUACAUAGAUAGAUCAUAGAUAUCAAAAAAUAAAAAAAUAUAAAUACGAAAAUGACGAAUCUCCAAAUACGAACAGAAGAACCAAACACCGAAGCAACAGAAACCCCUCUUCUAACUUCAAAUCACGAACACGAACCAGAAACUAACAACAAAAACGACGAAACCGACGAUACCGAAGUUGAUAAGAGUCUAGCGCGAUUAGAAUUAUUCUUACACAUCUUAGGGUUUAAUCCACGUUCAAUUCUAUACUCAAUAAUUUGUUGGACAGUUUUCUUCAUUUUAGGAGUGGCGGUUCCAUUGGUGGCGCUAUGGAUGUGCGAUUGUUUAGAGUGCGAGAAGUACGAGUUACGCGGUUGCGAGAUGGUGAUUGUUACUUUUCAGGCGAGUCUUGCCGCUGUUUCUUUGCUCUGUAUUUCGCACUGUUUGAGAAAAUAUGGACUUCGGAGGUUUCUGUUCGUUGACCGUUAUACUGGACACGUUGCUUGUUUUCAUCGUGAUUAUGUUAAUCAGAUUUCGGGAUCUUUGCGUCUGUUCCUUCUGUGGGUAUUGCCGUGUUUCUUUCUGAAGACAGUGCGAGAAAUCAUUCGCAUUUCACAUAUACAACAUAGGUCAUGGGGGUUCUCGAUUGCUAUUUUUAUAGCUUUGAUUUUAUCUUGGACAUAUGUUAGUGCAAUCUCUCUGUCAGCCUGCGUUAUGUUUCACUUGGUCUGUAAUUUGCAAGUCAUCCACUUUGAUGAUUAUGGGAAGCUUUUGGAAAGAGAGAGUGACGUGUUGGUGUUUUUGGAGGAGCACAUGCGGUUGCGUUAUCAUCUUUCCAAGAUAAGUCAUAGGUUCAGAAUCUAUCUUCUUUUGGAAUUCUUGGUUGUCACUGUUAGCCAAGUCGUGACUCUGUUGCAGAUCACAGGAUAUCGUGACAUGAUUACCAUGGUAAACGGUGGAGAUUUUGCUGUAUCCACACUUGUUCAGGUGGUCGGCAUCAUUAUGUGUCUUCACGCAGCAACAAGAAUUUCUCAUAGAGCUCAAAAUGUUGUUGCGCUUGCAAGUCGGUGGCAUGCAAUAGCAACAUGUGCAUCUUCUGAUAAUUCACAAAUGAGAAGUUCAGCGAGUGCAGGAAGCCUUGAGGUUGCAAACCAUUUAAACUCAAUACAUAUAGACUAUUCUGAAAGUGAUCUGGAGUCAUUGGAUUUCGGAGGAUUGGCUGUAAAUACCCAGUUGGUUUCUUAUAUGUCCUCGCAUCACAAGAGGCAAGCUUUUGUGAUGUAUUUGCAGUCAAAUCCAGGAGGGAUCACUAUAUUUGGAUGGACAGUGGACCGGUCUCUAGUCAACACAAUUUUCUUCCUUGAAUUAAGUCUGGUUACCUUUGUCCUAGGUCAGACGCUGAUGUCAUGAUAACGUUUAACCGCCAAUACUGAGAAACCCUUCGAGUUACCAAGGUUACUAAAUUUUAUUGAAACCCUAUUGUAUAUCCAUAAUUCUUCCUCAUGACCAAGGGUACUGAAUUUGGUAGCCGUGCCAGAAUGUUACAUGCAUGCAGAGGUAGAAAGGAUGCAACAAGUUGCCUUGUCAGUUGUGGACCUUAAGAUUUCUGACAUUGCGCUAAAGACAUUUGGCUUCUUCCAACACAGAUGUCUCCAAAAUUCUGUCCAAGAUUUUCAUUCUUCUCAUCAAUGUACUUUAUCUUCAAUGAUGAUAUGGUUUUUGGUUUCCACAUGAUCCAAGCACACAACUUGCCUUAAAUGUGUACCAGCCUUCCAGUUUUUUACCUGCCAGGACGACAGUUCUGCAAAGCAGUCAGGAUCGCAGCAUUCUUCAAAUCAUACCUCACUAUGCUGAAAUUUCAACCUCUGGACAUGUGUGAGCGUUCUCUUGUUAAAUCCAUAACUUAUUGCUUUGGGGGAAUUAGAAGUGAGAGCAAGAGUGCUAUAUAUUUAAUUGACAACAUUGUAAACAAAAAAAAAAUAACUAACUUUAUAUUCCCAUAUUUAAAAUCAUUUGUUGUGACAUCUUGUUAUGUUAUAUUUGAUGAAUGGUGAUAAAUCUUCCCAUAGCAGUAGCACUAUGGAACUAUUUUUCUCAAAGAA